ACACCCCUAUAGCACACGCGCAUAGCAGCAUAUACAUACAAUGGCUGCUGCCGUACGAGAUACCGUUUCCAACUUAAUUGGCAAGAUAGCGGGCAUGGGAGUCCAGGAGACCCCGCUCCGCCAGCCAUCGGCUGAAGAAGUCGCUGAGCUCAAGAAGAAGUACGAGCAAGCAAAGCAAGGGCAGGUAUUUGCCCGCUUCGACUCUCUGAGCUCCAACGACCAAGCUCAGCUCUUCCAUCAACUCUCCACCUUCGAUCCCGAACACAUCAACAAGCUUGUCAAGCGUGCUAAUACAGAUGCCGCCAACGCCUUGAACUCCAACAAGCCCAAAGCUCUCGAGCCACUGCCAGAGAAUUCUACAGCUUCGAUACUCGAUUCGGAUCCGGAAGAUCUCAAAAGAUGGUACAACGAGGGGCUGAAGCUCAUCGGUGAGAACAAGGUUGCUGUUGUGCUCAUGGCUGGUGGCCAGGGAACCAGACUUGGAAGCUCUGACCCUAAAGGAUGCUUCAACAUCGGCCUUCCCAGUGGGAAGUCGUUGUUCCAGAUACAGGCGGAGCGGAUUGCCAAGUUGCAGUCGUUGGCUACCGAAGUAUCUGACAAGAAGAAUAUCGUUGUUCCUUGGUACAUUAUGACCAGCGGGCCAACCAGAAAAGCAACAGAAAAAUUCUUUACUGACCACAGCUUCUUUGGCCUCGCGAAAGAGAAUGUGACAAUCUUUAAUCAGGGUGUCCUGCCUUGUAUCUCUAAUGAGGGAGAAAUCCUUCUUGAGAGUGCUUCAAAGGUCGCUGUUGCUCCAGAUGGAAAUGGAGGUAUCUACCAGGCUCUUGUCAACUCCGGUGUCCGGGACGACAUGAAGAAGCGCGGGAUUGAGCAUAUCCACGCUUACUGCGUAGACAACUGUCUUGUCAAAGUGGCUGACCCUACAUUCAUCGGCUUUGCUGCCUCCAAGAAAGUUGACAUUGCCACCAAAGUCGUGCGAAAGCGCAAUGCUACCGAGUCCGUUGGCCUUAUCGUCCUCAACGACGGCAAGCCGGGUGUCGUAGAAUACUCUGAGAUUGACGAAGCUACCGCAAACGCUGUUGACCCCAAACAGCCAGGUGUUCUCAAAUUCAGAGCCGCCAACAUCGUCAAUCACUACUACUCGUUCAGCUUCUUUGAGUCGAUUGAGCAAUGGGCCUCCGAUCUACCACACCACAUCGCCCGCAAGAAAAUCCCUUUCUUCAACACCGAGACCGGCGCCACCGUCAAGCCAGAGUCUCCAAAUGGAAUCAAACUUGAACAAUUCGUCUUUGAUGUCUUCCCAUUCAUCCCACUUGAGAAGUUUGCUGCCAUUGAGGUCAAGCGAGAGGAGGAAUUCUCCCCCCUUAAGAAUGGUAAAGACAGCCGGGAUGACAAUCCAGAUACUAGUAAACGAGACAUCAUGCAGCAGGGUCUGCGCUGGAUCAAGGCUGCUGGAGGUGUUGUCAGCGAAAAAGGUGCUGAAGGGGUUGAGGUGUCUCCUUCCAUCAGCUACGGCGGUGAGGGUCUCGACUUCCUGAAGGGCCGUACCAUCAGUACUCCCGCACUGAUUGAGAUCGAAGGCGAGAAGGCGUAG
Messenger RNA from Microsporum canis CBS 113480, 1594 nucleotides. Its product is annotated as UDP-N-acetylglucosamine pyrophosphorylase. Bases 41 to 1594 code for a protein of 517 amino acids. The transcript has 3 exons. The record is from RefSeq and is a predicted model, not a curated record. Gene Ontology annotation, biological process: UDP-N-acetylglucosamine biosynthetic process. Gene Ontology annotation, molecular function: UDP-N-acetylglucosamine diphosphorylase activity. NCBI's taxonomy places the organism in Eukaryota, Fungi, Ascomycota, Eurotiomycetes, Onygenales, Arthrodermataceae.